AUGAAGGGCCCCUACCAGGCUGCUGGCAGGACCCUGCUUAUUUUAGGGAGCCUCAGCAUCCUCUCUGGAGUGCUUGCCUUCUUCCCCGUCUUCUCUUGCAAUCUUCAGUAUGCAGGAUGGAGCGUUUGGAUCGCCUGUCCCAUCUGGAACGGGGCUUUGGCCAUCACAGCUGGGGCACUUGUGCUGCUUGCUCACCGAGAGUGGAGCCAGAGACACUUGUGGGAAGCUGGCUUCACCUUUGCGGUUCUGAGCAUUAUGGGAUGUCCACUUCAUUUUGCAGUAGCCUUGGAAUCUGCUCUCCUUGGUCCAUAUUGCUUCUACUCCUUUUCAGGGGUGGCAGGGACCAAUUACCUUGGUUACGCAGUUACCUUUCCUUUCCCGUACACGGCGUUCCCAUCAGUCUGCGUGGACCCGCUCCACUAUGAAGCAUAUCACCUGACCCUUCAAGUCCUGGACCUGUGCCUGAGCCUCGUCCUAUUCUGUGUGUCCCUGGCCGUGUUCGUCAAGCUUUCCACACGACUGGUGCAGAACGGACACGUAAAUGUAAACAGUUCCAAGUCUCUCAGCACCAAGCAAAAGUCAUUGUGAGGACUGAAGAGAAAGCCGAGGCCAGCAAGCCCAG
This is a messenger RNA of Microtus oregoni (creeping vole), 622 nucleotides long. It is a transcript of the gene Tmem212, whose product is annotated as transmembrane protein 212. The transcript is spliced from 4 exons. NCBI's taxonomy places the organism in Eukaryota, Metazoa, Chordata, Mammalia, Rodentia, Cricetidae. The record is from RefSeq and is a predicted model, not a curated record. Bases 1 to 588 code for a protein of 195 amino acids.